Molecule: messenger RNA, 2331 nt
Organism: Naegleria lovaniensis
Lineage: Eukaryota; Heterolobosea; Eutetramitea; Acrasida; Naegleriidae
Exons: 1
Coding region: 1-2331 (776 amino acids)
Source: RefSeq, a predicted model, not a curated record
AUGGAAAAUCGUAUGAAUAAAAUGAAUCGAAAUCCUCUCUCUUUGAAUGAAUUUACAUACGAUUUUUCGGGCUUCGAGCGAACUGUCCACGAAGGCGUGCCUUUGAUCAAUAUAACAAAAUUAGCAAAAACCAACAAAACCUCCAAAACAAAGACCCACAAUGCAUACCAACCGACAAAAUAUGCUCCUGUAGAGCAUACUAACCCAUCUCACUCAGCAAAAUAUGUUGAUUAUUUGUGGGCUGUGAAAUUCUUGAGCUCUCGUGAUAAUGUUCAGCAGGAAGAGUUUUUGCAAUGGGUGGCUGUUUGUUUGUUUCAACAAUUAGAGUAUGGGAGUUGUCAACCUAUCACAAUUAGUGAAAACAACUCUUCGACCAGUACUAUUGAUGAUUCUAACAACAUUGAUGUGCAUUCUAGUUUUGGAUUGUCUUGUUCAAACUGUGGACAUUCGCAUAUAACAGGGAAAUCAAUCUCUAAGAAGAGAAUAUGGUCUCUCACUGAUUCCACUUACAGAAAUUCUAAAGUAAUGGCUUACAUGAACACAAUUCAACAAAUGUUUUCCGUCAGUGGUGUUAUCAUGAUUGAAGUGUUGGCAUUAUAUUUUCAAAAUUUUCUAGCACACUUUUUGGCUUUGUUGAGUUAUGUUGUUCUAAAACCAGGUUCUGAAACUGAACGAGUUGUGUCUCGUUAUAUUACAAUCCGUCAAAAUUUUUUUGCUCAAAUUCCAAACGUGCGCAAUGCUAAAGAAGAUAUUCUAUUGUUAAAAGAUUUCAUGUUGUUGAGUGAUGAACGGUAUCAACACUUCGUAGACUAUGUUCAGUUGAAGGGAUUUUUACCUUGCUCGGAAACAUUAUAUAGAUGUAGAAAAGAAAUUAAUACUGCUAUCACUCAAAAAUAUGAAAUACAAUAUAAUGGUGUGCGUCUUAAUUGUAAUUUCCUUAAGGUAUUGCAAGACAUGCUAAUAAUUCAUAGAAAUGAAUGCGAGAGAGCAAAUGUUAAUCCUCAAAUAGGAGUUUUGGAGUUGAAAAUGGUUAUUGACAAAGGAGCCAAUUCAUUCCUAAUCGGUGCAGUUGGUCCAUUAAAUUUGAUAUUGUCUCCCCAAAGCAGACAUUCGUAUGUAUCAUGCGUAGCGUUGGAUGACGAAGAGAGCAAAGAAAAUUCUACAUCUAUAUUUAAGUAUAUGGUAGAAAUAUUGAAUGCAUCUAUAAUGAUUUUACAUCCUUUCAUAUUUGAUGUUGCUCAACAAUUACCCCUUCCAAUAAUAGUAUAUUUGACAAAUGAUUUAAAAAUGGUAGGAUUAGUAACAGAUUUGAAUGAUGAUGACUGUUUCUGUCCAUAUUGCAAAUGCAAGAAACAUGAAAGACAUCUCUUUGAAAAAGAAUGUGAAUAUCGUUGCUUAAAGUAUCACACUAAUCCAAAAUUCAAUAUUGCAACUCUCCCGUGUUCUCUUCACUUGAAAAUAAGAGUUGUUUGUAAUUUGAUGUUACAAAUAUUCCUAAAACAAAAAUCGUUCACAAUUUGCAAAACCAUCCAACAGAGAAUUAGUGAGUUACCACAUUGCUCUCAAUUUAAAUAUAGAAAUACACAAGUGGAAGAUGAUGACAAUGAUGAUGUUGUUGGAGCUAGGAGUGACCAAUUUUUGCCAGAUCUGCCAUAUUUGAAUGGUAACCAAGCAGAUCAAAUAUUGUUAAAUUUUGAAACAAUUUUCGCUGGGUUUUUAGAUUUUAGGGAAAUAUUUAUCUGGCAACUUACUCGAAUCAUUAUUUUCUCAUAUGUACAAGGACCCAAUAGUUUAAAAGGAAAUGUAGAAGAGUAUUUUAAGCUCAAAUUAUAUUGCAAAUGGCUCGGAAUGCUAUUAAUUGAUACAUAUCCAACAUCUAAAUUUGCGUAUUAUAUUCAUAUAUUAGUUAAGCACGUAGCAAGUUUGAUUUUCAUGCACGGACCACUCAUCAGGUUUGCUAAUCAAGGAAGUGAAAAUAUUCACGCUGGUCAUAUUCUUGGAGUGGAACGAGCGACAGCAGCAGGAGGAAGGGCAAAAGAAGAUAACAAGAAGACUCCUAUGGAACAAGUGGUAUUCCAAGAGUUCCGAAGAAUAUAUUUAACAGCCCAAAGAGACAUUCCUUGGCAAUCGAAGUUAAAUGAUACAGUUUACGUUACAAGUUGGAAAUCGGUUUCCAAUGAAUAUGAAAUUUUACAGAGAUUGGAGCUGGCUCAAGGUGAUGCGUGGAAAUCUGUGUUGCGCUUGAUGAUAGGUGUUACUGAUGAAAACAACGUACAAUCAACAGAAAGGUGGUCACAGCAAUCUUGUAAUUUUUUUGAAAACGAGUUUUAA